AUGACAACCAACUCAUCCUUUCAUGGACCCCGAGUUUCUGACGCGACUCCUCCUUUCGACAAACACAAUGCCGACAUCAUCCUCCGCUCCUCCGACCUCGUCGAUUUCCGUGUAUAUAGCCAAAUCCUGAUCGCCGCGUCGCCGUUCUUCGAGGGCCUAUUCCAGGUGCCCCAGCCCCCGGCCGAAGAACAGCCCCGGAAGUACGGGCUCCCGAUCGUCGAAGUGAGCGAGGACAGCAAGACGCUCGAUUACCUCCUGCGGUUGUGCUAUCCGAUCAAGAAGCCGCAUAUGUUCGGAGUCGGUGGGCUACAGGUACUCGAAUCUGCACUCCGUGCCGCGAUGAAGUACGAGAUGGAGCUGGCCGAUACGCUGCUCACUACCGAUCUCGUUAACCUUGCCGGUUCAUACCCUCUCGAGGUAUGGGCCAUCGGCUGUCGACUUGGGCUGGAAAACAUGGCUUCAAGGGCAGGAAGUGGUGCUUACUGGAGGUACAGGGAAAUCAAACAUCGCUCUGCUCAUCUUCCCGAUCUGGACCUACCGAGCUCCGUCAGCAUCCUGGAGGGAGUUACAGCAGGCCAGCUCUUCCGCCUUUACCGCUAUAUCGGCACAUUUCACUUCGCAGACCGCACACUAGCAAACUACCAGUUCAUCUCUCCUUCUCCUACGAUCUCAGAUGUUGCGCCUUCGGAAAAGGACUCUUCCGAGUCCAGCAACCUCUUGCCUGCCGCGCUCACCGACAUGGCAUCGGCAGACAUCGUCUGUCGCUCUUCGGACGGAACCACGUUCCACGCGCAUCAGGCCGUGCUGGGUGCUGCGUCGGCCGUCCUUCGCGCAAAGAUAGCAAGGGUGACGACAGACGCGGGCGAUGAAUCAAGCCAGUCAGAUCUUCGAGAGCGUUCUGCGCCUCUUGGACGUUCUCUGCCCGUGCUACAGUUCGAAGAGACUAGCACGGUCCUGCCACAUCUUCUUUCCUGCUGCUAUCCGGGCCUAAUUCCCAUCCACCUCGCCAACCUCUCUCAACUCAUCGCCGUCAUUGCUGCCACGGCUCGUCACGACAUCGCGGUCGCGCGCCCAGAUCUCCUUGAUCAAUGGUCGAGGAUGGCUUCGGCUGAUCCCUUGCGCGCGUACGUCCUCUCCACGCAGGUCGGGGACACAGCAUGUGCAAAGGAGGCUGCCAAACACGUCUUGAACGGGCCGCUCGUGGGAGUGUAUGUGCACGAGAUGGAGUCCUCUCCGGCGCUCGCGUAUCAGCGACUUCUGUCAUACUACCGGUCAUGCAAGAACAUAGCGCGGCGGGGUCUCGUGGGCGUGGCUUCUACUCAGCCAGCAGCCGCGCCCCCCCAGUUCACCAGUGGUCAAGAAGAAGAGCCCGUCGGCGCCACGCGCAGCCAGCGCGCCUGUGGGGGAAUCAUGGAUCCAGACCUAUACGAAGAAUGUUUGGAAGACUUUGUACCACCACCCCAAUCCCACUCUCUUUCCUACUUUGGAGCAACUGCUCAUGGCAUCUACGUCCGAGUCCGGCGAUAA
This is a messenger RNA of Trametes versicolor FP-101664 SS1, 1527 nucleotides long. RefSeq lists its product as uncharacterized. The record is from RefSeq and is a predicted model, not a curated record. The transcript has a single exon. Bases 1 to 1527 code for a protein of 508 amino acids. Lineage: Eukaryota; Fungi; Basidiomycota; Agaricomycetes; Polyporales; Polyporaceae. Gene Ontology annotation, molecular function: protein binding.